AUGCAGACCCAGGCAACCCUAACUUGCUUUGAGCGCGUCGGUAUUCAGUCCCAGCAGUUUAGCAAACAACCUAGCAUACCAGAUAUUCUGGAUUGUGAAUGCCAUCAAAUACCUGACGAUCAGCUGCGUAAAGGUUCCGAUGACUAUCAGACCUAUGCGUCACUCAAGAACGUCCGGAAAAUCCAGGCAUCCACGGGCAUACAAGGUCAAUCCAGAUCUCGAAGUUGCAUAUCUGGUUUGAAGCUCGAGUAUCAUACCCAUCCAAGUCCUGGCAUCGUAGGACAAUGGAUGCAUCAACUCGAUGAUGGAUUUGAACUGUCCCAAAACGAAGACGUCCAAUCCUUGACUACCUGGCUCAUCCCAAUGGAGUUCUCGUCUGAGUCCCCGGGGAUGGAAAUAGGUCAAGUCGCAGCCAUACAUAUUGAGACGACGAGUUCUCGCAGUGUGACAUUUCGCUCUCCGGACUUCCAGUCUAUCCCAUCACAAGCGCUGCAACACCACCAGUAUCAGGGUGACUCGACGAGAAACUCACGGCUAUCUCUUGGAUAUUGA
Molecule: messenger RNA, 552 nt
Organism: Penicillium samsonianum
Lineage: Eukaryota; Fungi; Ascomycota; Eurotiomycetes; Eurotiales; Aspergillaceae
Exons: 2
Coding region: 1-552 (183 amino acids)
Source: RefSeq, a predicted model, not a curated record